Messenger RNA from Olea europaea var. sylvestris, 2089 nucleotides. Its product is annotated as probable lysophospholipase BODYGUARD 3. The record is from RefSeq and is a predicted model, not a curated record. The transcript is spliced from 4 exons. Lineage: Eukaryota; Viridiplantae; Streptophyta; Magnoliopsida; Lamiales; Oleaceae. The coding region runs from base 359 to 1810 and encodes 483 amino acids.
CUUGAGAGAAAAUUGUAUUGUUUCUGUUCAACCACCACCAAACUUUUUUUCCUUGACCAGAAAACGAUUUUAAUGUAGUAGUGAACUUAUUUAUCUGUUACCUGUAGGUACGUGUCUAAAUCCACAUAUCUCUUUCUUUUUUUCAUUCUCCCUAUAGAAUUUCAAGAGGGGCUUCUCCCAAUUAAACGGGGUCGAUAAGUGUCCUCCGUCGGUGGAUUAAAUUUCCAUGUAUCAUUAGCAGAAAAUCCAUAAAAAAUAAGAGGGUCUAAGACCCCAUUCUCCUGUCUUCUUUUAUGGUUCUGUGGAAAGUGGAAUCUCCAUUUUCAUAGACGAAGAAGAAGAACCCGUUCGUGAAAAAAUGGCUGCAGUGGUUCAAAAAACCAAAUUAGUUCUUACAAUGGCUGGAAGUUUUCUUAAUGAUGUCCUGAGUUUAAUUGUUUUCACUCUUCUAGACGUUCUUGAUUUUGUCUUAUGUUAUGUGUACAAAAUUAUGGAUUUCUUCAUUGAAGCAGACUGGAAACCUUGUUAUUGUUCAUCAGCAAAAGAAGCGAUUACAAGCAGUGGCAAGAUCUUACUUUCUGAACGAGGAGAGCCUAAAAAAAUUGUGCGUUUAACUUCAAGCCAAUUGCAGCUGGAAGAAAUCUCAGACACACUCUACACACGCCCUUCACUGGUGUACGAGGUUUCAAAAUCUACUGUCAAAAGGCUUAAAGUGGAGGGCAACAGCAGUGGUUCGGGUUCUUCCAUGAUCCAAUCUCGUGAGAAAAUCAAGAAAAAAAGAACCGUUGGAUCAACAUUUACUAUUAAUUCCACCAUUGUUGAAAUGCUUCAAGGAAGGAUCGGAGGGCAGCAAUCACUUCCCAUUCCUAGAUGGUCGGAUUGUGAUUGUAAAACCUGCACUUCAUGGACUUCUUCUUGCAAAGAAACAUUAUUUGUCAAAACUGACGGAGCUAAAGAUAAUGUGCAAGAAAAUGUGCUGUUCAUUCAUGGUUUCAUAUCAUCAUCUGCCUUUUGGACUGAAACAUUGUAUCCAAAUUUUUCGGAAUCGGCCAAGUCGAAAUACAGGUUAUUUGCAGUGGAUCUGCUUGGUUUUGGAAGGAGUCCUAAGCCAACUGAUUCACUUUAUACACUAAGAGAACAUUUAGACAUGAUUGAAAGAUCAGUUCUUGAGCCAUACAAAGUGAAGGGCUUUCACAUAGUUGCACAUUCAUUGGGCUGCAUUUUAGCACUUGCACUUGCAGUCAAACAUCCAGGCUCUGUCAAGUCCCUAACUCUACUUGCACCACCAUAUUUUCCACUACCAAAAGGUGAACGAGCCACACAGUAUAUGAUGAGAAGAGUGGCCCCACGGCGUGUGUGGCCAUUUAUAGCUUUUGGCGCUUCAAUUGCUUGCUGGUAUGAGCACAUAAGCAGGACGAUCUGCCUUCUAAUUUGCAAGAACCACCGUCUCUGGGAAUUUCUCACCAAACUGAUCACCAGAAACAGGAUCAGAACAUACUUGAUGGAGGGAUUUUUCUUACACACACAUAAUGCAGCAUGGCAUACUCUACACAACAUUAUUUGUGGUACUGCUGGAAAAAUCGAAGGAUACUUGGACGAGGUUAAGAACCGGUUGAAGUGCCAUAUAACUAUAUAUCAUGGCAAAGAUGACGAACUUAUUCCAGUCGAGUGCAGUUACAAUGUGCAAUCAAGAAUUCCUCGAGCCCAUGUUAAGGUCCUCGAAAAAAAAGAUCACAUCACUAUAGUUGUCGGGAGACAGAAGGCAUUUGCUAGGGAACUCGAGGAAAUUUGGAGGAACUCGAGCGGCUGAGUUCGAUCGGAGUCCUCUCUUGGGAGAGCGAAAAAUGUUCAUGCAUCCUAUAUGAUCACCAUGAAAGUAAAGUUCAAUUUUAUAUCAAGAUUAGAGUAAAGAAAAUUUGAAUUUGGCAGGUUUUCUAAAUUAAUCCCUUUCUCAUCUGCUAUGAAAUGUAUAGGCCGUGUGAAAUGUAUUAUGUAGGUGUGAAAUGCUUCUUAAUCUUGCUAAUGAGUUGGUAAAUUAUAAAAGGAGAGCCAGCCAUAAAAUCUAUAAAUAUAUAUUUGGCUCAAGUUA